AUGCCUGUAACGAGGUCUCAGAAGUCGUACGCAGUGAAGAGGACUACGGACGAGACAUCUGCCGUCUCCAUGACGAGGUCUGCAGACGCAACGCAGUACGCAUCGGCAUCGGGUGCAACCACAGGAGGUACAUCAGGUCCACAACCGCCGUCAGAGCCGACGACGGAGACGCUGCCCCCUCCAUUGUUGCCACCCUGCGCUAUAGUCGCCGGUGCCACAACUGCCGUUGCCCCCACCGCCGCAGUCAGCACUGAAGUUGAUAGUGUCGAGUCAACAUCGACGAAACAGGGAAGACUACGUCUUCCAAGUUCAUCGCGCUCCACUGCUUCCAGUUCACGGCGAAAAGAAUUAGCCCAGGCCCGCUUGGAAGCUCUUGAGAAACGAAAACGCGCGGCGGAAGCUAACGCUCAGGUGGCUAUAAUUGCCGCCAAAGCUAAAGCUGAGGCAGCUACAUUUGACGCUGACUUGGCUGCAGCCAAGGUCGCCAUGCUAGAGGAAGACUCGGAAGAGGAGCAGAUAGAACCAGAUGAUGAAACCAUAAAAGAAGCGCGCACGUCCGAGUGGGUUCGGAAAAGUACACUCGCAGUCACGUCACAAGACGUCGUCGCGUGCGAAGUCCCACCUGAACAUGCGGGAAAUGUUGUCGCCAGCAGAGUAACGCCUAAUUCAGCAGGGAAAACAGUUGCCUGCCAAGUUCUGACUGAACCUGCAGGACCAGGAUGCCAUGCUGAACGAGCAGCCAUAACCGAAGACCCAAGGAGCGUACACCAUGCGCAAGAGAAGCCCACGAACGUUAGGGCAAUCGAACCUGCUAUUGUGAAACAGGACUACCAAGAUCUUGCAGCUGCCAUAGGCUCUGCUGUUGCUCGCUCCAUACAGCCUAUUAGUACAGUUUCUGCACGAAUAGUGGAAUUACCGAACUUUAAUGGUGCAUCAUCGGAUUGGUUGCCAUUUAAAAGAGCCUUUGAAGAAUCUGAGUACCAACUAAGUGAACAAGAGAAUCUAGCAAGAUUGCGUAAAAGUCUGCGUGGUCUUGCUAGAGACGCAGUGCACUGUCUAUUUGUUGGGUCGACAACUGCGCGGGAAGUCAUGGAGCUUUUAGAAGCCCGAUUCGGCCGACCAGAAGCGAUUGCCAUAGCUGAAUUGAAUAAGCUGCGCAGCCUGCCGAAACUAUCCGCCAACCCGAGUGACAUCUGCGUAUUCGCGUCAAAAGUUAUAAAUGUCACGGCCACUAUACGGGCACUUGAGAAUCCACAACAUUUGUGUAACGCGGAAGUCGUGCGAACAGUCGUGGAAAAGAUGCCGCCUGCCGUACAGUUCCAGUACUACAAGUUCAACAAAGAGCAACCUAAAGGCCAACCUAACCUCAUCACGUUGGCUAACUUCUUUAAACUUAUGACCAGUGAAGUUGGUGAAUUCGCUCCAGCGGAAAUUAUAAGUGCUGAAGACCGGCGGGAGCCUCAUUCGAGAAAACCACAGCGAAGUUAUCACGUCACAGACACAUCGAUGGCUUCCAACACGCUUACUACGUGUCCGGUCUGCAAACAAGAGCACAGCAUCACCGAUUGCACCAAGAUGAAGAAAGCCAGCGUACAAGAAAGAUGGAACUUGGCCAAAACACACAAGCUGUGCUUCCGCUGUCUAAGAGUUCGACGGUUUCGGCACAUUUGUAAGUUGAAGAGAUGUGACAUUAAUGGGUGCCGAUCUUCACAUCAUCCAAUGUUGCAUGAUGAUAUUGCAAAAACAACGCACAGUGAAACAACGACCGUCAACGCUGUGACGACAACGAAGACAGUAGAAAAAGUGAACAAUGUGUCAGGGCUGCUAAAGAUUUUGCCAGUGCAAGUGUCGGGUCCAAAAGGCGUGGUUGACACCUUCGCCUUACUUGAUGACGGUUCAACGUGCACCAUAAUAGAAUCAGCAACCGCCGAGAAAAUUGGUGCUGAGGGUCCAACAAUGCCACUAAUAGCUGAAGGAGUCGGUGGUGCACAGAUACGAGCAUGUGAUUCAAGGAGAGUACGUUUUCAUAUAAGUGGUCGUAAUACUGAACGACGAGAGAUUACUGCGAGAACAAUGGAUAAUCUAAAUCUGUCACCACAAGCCGUUCCACGACGAGUCAUCCAGGAUUGUCCUCAUCUGCAAGGUUUAGAAAGUCUGCUUCUUCAUCAAAAUGGGAAGCCGACAAUCCUGGUGGGCCAAGAUAACUGGGAUUUGCUCCUAGCUCAUGAACUUAGAAGCGGAGACAAAAGCCAACCGGUAGCCUCACGUACUGAACUAGGAUGGGUCCUCCAUGGAGUGAGUCAACUUAGAUCUGCUGAAGAAGUGCAUCGUAUCUCUCACAUACAGAAUCAUCAAGACGAAACUAUGGAGGUAAUGAUGAAAGAACACUUUGCACUAGAAUCCCUGGGAGUAGAACCUAAACGUUCCUACAACGACACAGAUCGGCGUGCACUGCAGCUUCUCGAGGACAAUACUAAGAGUCUACCGGCGGGAGGCUAUGAAACCAGACUGCUGUGGAAAGAUCUCGAUUACAAACCACCUAAUAACUACGAGUCAGCUUUAAGACGCCUUGAACUUUUAGAGAAAAAACUGGACAAAAAUGCUGAUUUGAAACGACGGUACAAAGCUCAACUGCAGGUAUUGAUAGACCAAGGCUACGCUGAACGUGCACCUGAAACAAAGCCUGAGAGAUUAUGGUACUUGCCUCAUUUUCCGGUAAUCAAUCCGCAAAAACCUGAAAAACUACGCAUAGUCCACGAUGCUGCAGCUAAGACUCGAGGUAUCAGUUUAAAUGACAUGCUCUUGUCUGGACCAGAUAUGCUCCAAUCUCUACCGGGAGUAUUGAUGCGCUUACCGUAG
Plutella xylostella (diamondback moth) is the source of this 2859-nucleotide messenger RNA. NCBI's taxonomy places the organism in Eukaryota, Metazoa, Arthropoda, Insecta, Lepidoptera, Plutellidae. The record is from RefSeq and is a predicted model, not a curated record.